This is a messenger RNA of Capronia coronata CBS 617.96, 3888 nucleotides long. RefSeq lists its product as uncharacterized. The record is from RefSeq and is a predicted model, not a curated record. The coding region runs from base 1 to 3888 and encodes 1295 amino acids. Lineage: Eukaryota; Fungi; Ascomycota; Eurotiomycetes; Chaetothyriales; Herpotrichiellaceae. The transcript is spliced from 4 exons.
AUGAAGUGGAGGCAUUUAGCUGCGGGUGUCCUCGCGCAGCGGCUGGUGCUACCAGUCUUGGGAUAUGGCACUACCAUUUCCAUUGCGAUCAGCUACUGCCCUGCCACCUAUACGAGCACAAGCACGACCAGCAGCUCGUCCUCAACUCCCAGUUCUGGACCUGCAACACCCUACUAUCUCUUCCUGGCCAACAGCUUGAGCGGGCAACUGGAGUACAUAGCCUCUGAUGGUACCAUAUCCACAGACCCUCAACAAGCAGUCGCCUUCACAAUCACACCUUCGGGUCAGCUGAUGAGUGGAAGAGAAUAUGUGUCUACCAGCGGAGAAGUGCCUUCGCAGAAAUUCGAGGUCUCUCCGGUGUUGGCGGAGCUUGCAACAGUAUUCUCCGUCUCCUCCAAUAAUACCUUGUUGUGGACGAACGACGCAUUUGCCGGACGCGAGGCUCUCUUCUGUGACUUUGGUUCUGUCGUCCAGGUUUUCUUCAAUGGAGAGGCACCCCCAGGCUGCACGGUGACCCCAAUCAGUGUGGUCCCUACCGCAGAUGUUGAUGCCACUCUGUCGUCGUCUACCACCAUGCUACAAUCGUCGAGUCUGAGCACGACGGUUGGGUCAUCUAGCCAGAUGACAACCACCAUGAGCAGUCUCUCCUCAGGCCCAUUCUCGAGUUCUAUUUCCGAACAGGGAACCAUUCCCGGAACCUCAAUCUCGUCUAGCCCAACGAUUGCAAAUCCAUCGACUUCAUCUUCCACCACUAGGGGCUUGACGUAUUCUUCGACAAGCUUUCAGUCUUCGUCGUCGUCAGCAUCUCCGAUUUCCACGCCGUACUUGUCUCCCACCACAACUGGCGUGCCGAAUUGCUUUGAUCGUUCACCAUUCGACGGCACAGUCAAUGACAACUACCUGAUCCUCUGCGAUACAGAGCUUCCAGGCUUCGAGUUGGAAGCGGUGCCAGCAACCGACAUUGCCGAUUGUAUCGACGCCUGCAACAGUUACGUGCCAGGGUCUGAUAGGCCAUGCAUUGCGGUCGAGUUUGACAUUCUUGCACCUUCGAACCCAUGUCACCUGAAAUUCGAUAUCAAUGUCGUGAACAGGGGUGCGAACGCGUUCGCCCAAGCUGCAAUCAUUGUUAACGAACCAUAUGCUCCUGAAAUCGAGUUUGCAGACGGCAAUAGUAACCCAACAGACACGGGCGUCGUAGACUCCUCAACCACGACAUGGAUGAUGGAUGGGACAACUUCCCAGUUGACGACCACCACGACGAGUACUGGGUCGGAGCCUCCUCCAUCGUCAAGCUCUUCACCCACAACACCUGCGCCCUCAACAUCCACCUCACUCUCCAGCGGAGGCUUGUCAAGUACCACGACUACGAGGUCAGGGUCUACGUCCGUUGGCCCAAGUUCCUCAGGAGUUGUAUCAUCGACAACGAGCCUGCAACAAAAUACUGCAACAAGUUCCAGCCAGUCUUCUAGCACCAGUAUGGUCCCUUCGGGGUCCACAGCACAGCCCUCGAUUCAAUCCUCGCCAACAACCUCUUCCAGCUCAACUUCUUCGCGUCUACAAUCAACCAGCUCCAGUCGGAUAGCAGGCAGUUCAACAACGCCGGUGUCGAGCACGUCACAGACGACGACACUACUGACAACAUCUCCAACAUCAUCAAGAAGCACACCCCUGCCAUCGACUUCCACAACCACAUCCACAUCCACAUCCACAUCCACAUCCACAUCCACAUCCACAUCCACAUCCACAUCCACGGCCUCAUAUUGCUCUGCAACGCCGACGACAGCAGCUCUUUGCUCCACAUACAACCAUCAAGCAUUGAACGUCAACAGCGACGGCGUCUGCUACGAAGUUGAAUGCGCAACAACGUUACAGAGCAACAUCCUCACCGGCAACUCGACGACAGCCUCCUCCCUGAAGACGUGUAUCGGGUUUUGCACACUGUACAACGUGGCUCUACCGUAUGGGUGUCUCGGAGUCAACUACCUGGGUUCGUUGAGUGGAAGCACCCCCAACUGCAUUUUAUUGUCUUCUGUGACAGGAACAACAUACAGCCCCGGGAUUGACAGCGGCCGCCUCCUGUUCCCAGGCUACCCAGCAAUCACCGAUCCUUCGCUCGGGCCCACUGCAACCACAACCACUACCCAGGCCACAGCGUCAACGACCUCAGCAUCACGCUUAACAACCACAACCGCAAUCACAACUUCCUCGGCCAGCACAACAUCAUACUCACCCCUAAGCUGUCCCCCUGCUCCAACGGCCUCCGCAUGUCCCGGUACAUCUCCCACAUGCUACGACUACAACAUUUACGGCUUGGAAGUGAACUACGAACUCGAAUGUGGCACCAUCUUCACGGGCGCCCCAGUGCAGCCGAUCGUGGCAUUCUCUUUGGAAGAUUGUAUCAUGUGGUGUCAAUAUCAGAAUCUGCUCCAACCAAACAGCUGCGUGGGGCUGACUUUCCAGGAAGGCGAUGUCGGUCAAGGAACGCCCAACAAUUGUUUCAGAUACUCGAGCUUGACAUGUGUGACCCGAGGGAACGCCACGUUCGACAGCGCUCGUCUGCUGUAUAGUGGGUAUCCUCGAAUGACGGAUUACACUGAUCCCAACUUCGUCUGUGGUGUUACGAUGACGACGACGACGAGGACGACAGCUACAACUACAACAACACGUGUUGUCACUUCUGGUAGUAUUGUCGGGGUCACCACUUCUGUGUCGAGUAUAUCAACGACGAGCUCUACUCGAGCCGCGACGACCAGCUCGUCAAGUACCACCUCGGAUCGCUCACAGGCUUCUUCGACUCUUUUCCCACGAGCGUAUCCGCAAGACCCGGCGGACUACACCAACGUCGGCAACAACCCAUUCGGCGCCACCACGCAGGCAACAUACAACAGCUGCCUCAACCAAUGCGACGUCGCAGCAAGCCAAGGCACGACAUGCGCCGCCUUCUCCUGGACGACCUCUUCCGGCCUCUGCACGCUCUUCGGGCGAGUCAGCAACGGCGGCGCCACCACGACCAACAUGACCAACACGCAAGGCACGCACUCCGGACGAUUCCUAUCGACCGGGUCCAACGGCGCCGGCUCCGCGUCUCCGCUACAACUGUACUUGUCGCACCCGAUCCCCUUCCCCACGGGCCAGAACAUCCAGGGGGCCACGCUGCCCGCAUACCCGGGCGGGACGAACACGUAUUUCAACGGCUGGGCGGCCAACUCGCACACGACGCCGCUCGACCUGUCUGGCCAAUACGCGCCCAUCACAUGGCGGAUCUUCGACCAGACGAGCCCAAAACUCUUCGUGACGGCCAACUUCUGGUUCACCAACUCGCCGCUCGUACUGAACUCGGGCACGCAGAACACCUACAGGGUCGGCGGGCGCAGCACUGACGCUGUCCCGAUUUCGUUCCCGGCGUCCAAUUUGCCCGCGUACACGCUCGCGCCGUUCUGGACGUCGGGCUUCAUCUUGGGCGCAGGCCAACAGGGCAUCUACUACCAAGUUGACGAGAUCGGUUCCGGUUCGGCACGAUACGGCAUCUCCAUUGAAUGGUUCUUCAGCCACAAUACCGAAGACUCGGCCGUGCAGCAUGCAAUCAUCACCUACGACACGGGCGUGCCGGGCGUGUGGACCACCUAUUUCUUCAGCGUGGGCAGUCUCACCACCGACCAGGGCGGCAGGCAGACCGUCGGUGGCCAGGGCAGUUCGUCCAGCAUGUCGCAGUUCUUCACGUAUUGUCGGGCCCAGAGAGGUUGCGUGACACCUGGCUCCAGGCUGGUUAUGGAUACCACGCAGUCCGAUCCUGCGCUGAUCGUCAAUUAUACUGCGGGUUACUUUGCCGCGGCUAAUGUCCCUGUUGGGACGUGGUCUUGGGCGAGCAUUCCCAACGAUGGUAGCUAG